CUUGGCUGUCGUGACAGCCCCGAAGUUGACUUCUCGCAACUUUGCCUCAGCCGAUUCUUUAUUUCUUGUUUCAUUUUGAAGAACUCUGCUCACACUGAACCUUUAAUCUCUUCCUAUAUUUUGUCGUGGUCCUCCAUUUGUUUCUUUUAUGACUCUGUCAUGACUUUGAGCAUUUGUGAUUCCAUUUUCUAAUUUUGGGAUGGAAUGAAUUUCUCCAAACCUCCUCUAUUUUCUGAGCUUCACCAUGAGCCAAAACUCCCCAUGGAUUCGUCCGUCAGGCUUUCCUCCAGUUGUUUGCCCUCCUCAGAACCUCGAGCAGCCUCUUUCUCUGCAAAUUUUGAAAACAGUGUAAAGCCGAUGAAUAUUUAUAGGGAUCAAGGGUCAAGGAGCAACAUCCACAUUUGCCAGCAGAGCCAACAGACGCCCUCAACAUUCACGCACGUGGCGGGUCAUUCAUCACCAAAGGAGAAUCGUUUACAGCCUGGCCUUGUGCCACCUGCUCCACGUUCUGCCACACUCUUCAUUAGCACUUCCAAGCUGCGCCGCUCCGGCCAAACUUCACCUUGGAGCGGAGACAGCAGACUCUCAGCUCGGCGGUAAAUGAUCAAGGUGUAUGGAGAGAGUCUCACUGGAGACAUCGCGAUCAUCUAACAACGAGUGGUGGCAGAAGGAGUGAGCAAAGACUUGACGGAGCGAGCUGGGAGCCAGAAGAGCGGUGACGGGGGGACCGGAGGGAGAGAACCGCCCCGGCGCAGAGAGAGGUAACACCAUCGAUCCGGCCUCUUAUCUUGACUUUCAUACAGCAGUCAAGUUGAACAGAUGGCUGCUGUUUCACUGUUCACCACUGCGGCGUUUUCAGUGACCAGAUGAAUCCGAAUUAUUCCGAAUAUAGGUUAAGAGAAAACGGAAUUUAUAAAAAGUGGAUAGGAGUUGAGAAGUUAACUUUCGAUUGGCAAAUAAAUGAAUUUAAAGACAUUUUUAUUUGAUAUCAGUUAAUAUUUCGAUACAGUUUUAAAAUCCAAAUGAUGAUAAUCUAUGAUUUAGAUUUAAAAAAUCGAAUCGAAAAACAAUAAACUCUAAAAUAAAGCUCUGUAUAUUUUUUUUUUACGUAUUAAAAUCUUUGUUAACAUUUAGUAGUAUUCACCUGCUGCUACUCACAACAUACAGAACAUCUUUCUGACCUUCACCGGGAGUCUGUGUUCUAAAAACAGCUGACACAUGCUCUGAGAUUUUGGAGUCAAACUGCUGUUUUCCAAACAUUGAGCGGAGUCAGCUGAGAUGUUUUUGUAGAAGGAGGCACCCAUGACUCGCUUUAGGGAGUUCUCUGAAGCGGUAGCGCAUCAUUAGUUCAGGAUGAGGUAUUUGAACAGACGAAACCACGGAUGCUUUUGUUUUGGUUUAAUGUUCAGUGAAUGUUGGAGAAAGUGGGGUUCUUCUCAACUUCCUUAAAGGGGACCUUGCAUCCCUUUUUUUUCCAAAGUAAACAAAUAUAUCAGGGUUCUCCUCUGGAAUUUUUCAAUGCGUAAGUUAGGAAACGGAGAAAUCACUUGAUGCCACUCAAAACUGCCGACUGAGAUGCUGACUGAGGAGCACUGUCACGGCUUCAGUGAGGAGAUGUUCUCUUCCUCCCGCAGUUGAAAAGUUGACUUAUCAUUCCCAUGAUUCUUUGCGGUUCACAUGCAGCUUUUUGACGUCACGUGAAGCGAACGCCAGGCAAUAUAUUGUCCAGACUUACAUUUAUAUUUAGAACAAAAUUACUCCCAAAUGGAUGAAUGGUUGGUUCACUCUCCACCAUUUGUAAAGGUGUUUGAUAUAACACUCCAGAUAACUCUGGAACCAUGGGAUAGCUCAGUGGUUACAAUGUUUUCAGUCACUAUUGAAGACGACCACGUGCUGCCCUUGAUCAAAUUCCAUGCACCCUGCAGCCUCUAUCAUGAAUUAUUUGAGGCUCAUCAGCGCUGCCAACCAGAGAAUGUGAAUUUACCAAAACAUUUUGACUUGGUUUUUCAGCCCCGUGAGGCAAGUGACCCACUAAAAAUUGGGAGCACAAAUUCCCAACUACUGAUUCAGAGUUUUUCAAUUCAGUCUUAGCAGGUUGGGAUUUAUGCCACUUGAUAGAGACUGUAGGACCAUGUUAUACAAGCCGCAGUAUAAUCUGACAGAUUGUACUACUCUCAUUAGAAUGAACUGACAGUGAAGUCCGAUUUUUUAUUUUUUGGCACCUUUACAGCUUUGGCCAGAACUGGGCGUUCCCGAGGCUGCGGUCUGGGAUUUGCUGUAAUUUUAAGAGCCCCGGAAAGUUGUGACGGCACAAGGAACUUCAAGUGUUUGACAGAUUCGGUGCAUACCUUUUAAGAUUAAAUAUUUAUGAAAGAGCUUUAAAGAUAAUCUGGUAGAAUGGUUGGCCUUAGAAAACACACAACUCAUCCCAAAAAUAUCGCGUUUCAUUAAACUACUAUAUGGAUGGAAACAAUCACAAAAAAAUACUAGUAUUUUCUGCUCUGAUGACGUCUGCAGAGUCAUGAUAAAAGAGUCCCCUGCCUCCCAUGAGACACUGUGAAACAAAUAAACCAGUGUCACAGCUAAGUUCAAACACACACACACAGGAUGUUUAUUUAAAACUCUGAACAAACUGUGUGAGCCUCACAGUAGAGAUUCAGAAAUCUGGUGACAUAAUAAUUCACAGCGUGCUAAACCUGCCUCCUGCGUAGUAAACUUCACCUCCAUCCAUAUGCUUUUGGAAGGGUUCCAUUCAGCCUAUGAAAGCCUUGUUGUUCUCCACAGAACAAAGAGUUGGAACGCACCCCAACAACAGCGUGAGCUCAUGGAAGAAGUAAUUAUGUGCCAGACAUACGUCCUGCCCGUGAAGGGGCCAUUACUGCUCGCAAUGUUACGGACGCACAGUUUGUUUGUUGUCACUGCUCUUGUAAUAUGUGUUGCGUUUUGCAAGUGUGACUGUGUAUACUUAUGAGAUCCAUUGAACAGAUGCAUAUUAGACAUUGAAGUGGUUGUCUCUUCUUCUACCAGCAGCAGAGGAUGUCCAGAGCUGACUGGUCUUUUCUAGAGCACCUACUUGAGGAGGGCCAGGAGUAUUCGACGGGCAUCGGCCGCGUCUGGCUCACCGUCCUCUUCCUCUUCCGCAUGUUGGCUCUGGGCACGGCGGCCGGUCCGGCCUGGGACGACGAGCAGACCGACUUUGUUUGUAACACGCAGCAACCUGGGUGCACCUCUGUCUGCUACGACAGAGCCUUCCCCAUCUCCCACUUCCGUUACUUCCUCCUCCAGAUCAUCUUCGUCUCCACGCCGACCAUAUUCUACUUUGGCUACGUGGCGAUCAGAACGAGGAAGGACAAGACAGAGCAGGAGCCGGCCAACAAGAAGAUAGUUGUCGUUCAGUGGAAGGAAGAGAAGGUGGAAAACAAGCCAACUGGGGACGAUAAUGUCGCGAAAGUCGAGGCCAGGAGGCCCAAAGAGCCUCCAAAACUCAAAGGGAGGCUGCUUUGUGCGUAUACAUUCAGCAUCCUCCUAAAGGUGAUCUUGGAGGUGGCCUUUAUUGUGGGGCUGUGGUUCCUUUAUGAUGGCUUUUCCAUCGCGCCGAAGUACGAGUGCCAAAGAUUUCCAUGCCCUCACAUCGUCGACUGCUUUGUCUCUCGGCCGACUGAGAAGACCAUCUUUACGUUCUACAGUCAGGGCAUCGCAGCCAUCUCCCUGUUGCUGAACAUCAUUGAGCUGUUCCACCUCUUACAGCUUGCCGUCACCCACCGACUUGAGAAGCGCUAUCAUCUUCAGGAUUACCGCUCCACGAAGGUAUUGGUUCCACAACUGGAGAACAGUGCGAGUAUAACCGAACUUCCGUUGUCAGAAGAAGCCACCAGCUACUCCAGCGCACAAGACAGCAACCUUGGUAUCUCAAGUCACAUGAUUGGACCGACUGUUUCGUCGGCCGACCUGCUUCCUGGUUACAGCAACUAUUUCCGUACAAUGAAGCUGGCUUACAGCCAGAGAUCCCCGUGUGAAAAAAAAAGGACCCUGAAGGUUGGUCCCAAAGCAAACCCUGGCGGCCGAAUGCAAAUGAAGCAGUAUGUAUGACAAUCAGAACUGCUUUGCACGUGUACUUUAUCAAAUAAAUGAAAAACACUGUGAAGGAUUCUGCGCUCGAAUCGACAAAUAAACGGUGCUAUUGAGUUUUAGAACAUUGCACGGGCAGAAAUGAGCCCGAAGACAGUCACAAGACCAGCACAGUCCUUUUAAGUCUUUUGUAGCUCCAAGUGUUGGACAGACAGCACUUUCUUUCAGAGAUGAUUCGUUGUUCAGGAUCAACACUGAUUCGCAUUUUCACCCUUUGUUGCUCUGAGGACCGCUCUGUGCACAAUAUGGAAUGCGCUGCUCUUUGCUCCCGGGAGGAAAAUGGCAGUGCAGAUGCAGUCAUGCAUGUGUCCACAUUCACAGUGUCUUCCACAUUACAGAGUGGCACUCAGGGAUUUGUAGUCAUUUCAGUUUUGGGGUUAUGUUCUCAAUAAGCAGAAUAUCAGUCCCUCCAUUCCUGCUUUGCUUAGUGUUGUUUGCUUAGUAUGGCAGUUAUUUAAUUUUUUUUAUUUCAACAGUGCCUAACAGUAUUGUUAGCCUUCAUCUUGUAUUCACUUCAUUUUAACCAUGUUUGUGCCGGUUCCCUUUGUUAAUCUUACUUUUUGAAUUUGAAAGUGCAUUGAAAUAUGCUCACGUUUAAGUUAUUGAUAAACUUGUUGAAAUUUCAUGACUUCUAACCAGUAGGUACAGCCAUUUACUUGUACUCACAUUCGCUUUCCAUUCGCGUGCAAGCUGGUACAAUCCGAAAAGAUGGCCAAAUAAUUCCGAACCAAAAUAAAUACUGGUAUCUCAAGACUUUGCAAUCCUGGUAUAACAGCCCAACUGUUGUCAUAAGACCUACAUUGUGUCAUCUAUGGAGUUUGUUUCACCUUUUGGUUUUGCUGUUUUACAACUUUUCAAUUAGACUCUGGAGGAGGAAAGUGCAUGUAUGUACGUGAAGCAAAACAAGACGAAUGGAGCGUGGUGUGGAAGUUGUCCUGUCAGAUGCAUGGUUCACAGAGCAAACUGGUACAAAGCAAACAUCCUCAGCCUUCACUUAUUGACGUGCUGUUUUUUUUUGGAAAAGCAGAUGUACAUUUUCCAGGCGUCAAAAUAAAUGUUACUGACAUGAAGUUUGCUUGCAACUGGGUUUCACUCAAUGGUUCAACCAUGUUUUCAGUCACCUGAUUGACUUGACUUGCGAUGCCGAGCCGUCCAUUAAUCUGCUGAAAUGUCAGUGGUUUCAUCUCACCUAAUUCGUGGGCAUUGAUUCAAGGUGUAAGCAAAUGAUAAAAAGGGAGGCACAUAACAUGCCAUGGUAGCGAAAUUGGAGUGGACAGGGAUGUCAUGUUUGCUGUAUGAGCCUGACCCAAGUGCAAGAUGGCCGCCAAUAAACAGGAGACUCCGUCAACGAGGUUAACAGUUAGCAAAGAUUUAAUACAGAUAACACAAAAUAAAACACGAACAAUACAGUAACCCAAGGCGUCGACUCCAGAAGCGGAGCGAGGAAGACGAACACGAUAGGAGGGGAAAAAACCUGAAACAGAAAACAGGUGUAAGAUCUACAGCACUGAAAAUGGGGACAACCGAAAGAUGCGCUCGGAAAAACGAUACUCACGAGGCUAUACAGAACAAAAGGCGCUCGGUCGUGGCAUAAACACACACAAACCCGAGGAAGCUAAACACCACACGGUCUAACAAAGGAAGCGAGUUAGCAAACACUCGUGUACAAGUCACUAAUCGCAAUCAACACUGAGAACAAUAAGGAGAGCCGAAGAACGAAGAGAAGAACGCGGAGAACAAAGAUACAAAAAACAGAGUCACAAGAGAUCAACGGGUUGAGAGAGAACUUCACCAUUCGAACACAAACGAUCAUCUGGCAGCACCUGCUGGAUCUCCAGGGUGUAAGUCUCCACGGGUGUAAUGUGAUCCAGCUUGCGCUGCCAUUAAGCUGGAGAGAGUGAGGAAACAAACAGGAAACAGGGAACACAGGAAGUAACAAUAUAAAAGCACACAAAAACCAAAACCCUAACAAGGGACUCUUUAAUUUCGUGUCAUUUGACCAGUAUCUUGCACAUACAGCUUUUUAAAGUUAUUUCUGCUGACAAUGUAUUUAUAUAUUUAAAA
Synchiropus splendidus (mandarinfish) is the source of this 6192-nucleotide messenger RNA. RefSeq names its product gap junction protein alpha 4 (gene gja4). The record is from RefSeq and is a predicted model, not a curated record. Gene Ontology annotation, cellular component: connexin complex. Gene Ontology annotation, biological process: cell communication. The coding region runs from base 3037 to 4089 and encodes 350 amino acids. NCBI's taxonomy places the organism in Eukaryota, Metazoa, Chordata, Actinopteri, Syngnathiformes, Callionymidae. The transcript is spliced from 5 exons.